Pyricularia grisea is the source of this 656-nucleotide messenger RNA. RefSeq lists its product as uncharacterized. The record is from RefSeq and is a predicted model, not a curated record. NCBI's taxonomy places the organism in Eukaryota, Fungi, Ascomycota, Sordariomycetes, Magnaporthales, Pyriculariaceae. The transcript has 4 exons. Gene Ontology annotation, cellular component: nucleus; cytoplasm. Gene Ontology annotation, biological process: protein phosphorylation; intracellular signal transduction. Gene Ontology annotation, molecular function: ATP binding; protein serine/threonine kinase activity. Bases 1 to 582 code for a protein of 193 amino acids.
AUGUCGCCGCCAAAAGAGUAUAUCAAUCCCAACAACAUCCUGCUCUCAAGCACCGUCACGUCAGGAGAUCUAAUCAAAAUUUGUGAUCUUGGAGUCAUGAUGGACGAGGGAUACACGAAUCACCGCCUCCAGUCUUUGCCUUGCCGUGCCCCUGAAGUCUGGAAAGGACAGGGUGUUUCUCAUGCGUCCGAGGUAUGGUCUGUUGGGGUCACGCUGGCCCAUUGGCUCUUAGGGCGAGCAAUUUUCGGAGCAGAUGACAAAAUAAUCGUGGGACAUACAGAGGCGUGGUGCAUCGCAAAGAUCCAGCGUCUCGUAGGGCAAUUCGAUGUCUACACAGGUCAGGAGGAGAUAGAGGAGGAGUUUGAUGUGGCGGCCAACCUUUUGGGCAUGGAACUAGAUAAGGCCCACGGUAAGCUACAAGGCAAACUGAUCAAUGCAGGUUCUCUACGUCAAGAACUAGAGAGAAUCGAGAAUCCGCCCAUCGCCCCGGAACUCAUUGACUUCAUAGAGUCUCUUCUCGUCUUGGACGAAACAAAGCGACCGACGGCAGAAGAGGCGUUGCGACACCCUUUUCUAACUUAGGUUUGGACGAGGAGUUUAUAAUUUUGCUUUGGGUGUAUUUCCAGUACGGCAUGAUUCAUAAAAUCAUUUACAAU